AUGCCUCCUACCUCCCCUUCUUCUUCUCGCCGACGAAUCCUCCUCCUCACCUUCGAUGCCUUCAACACGAUCUACCAACCCCGCGCCCCAGUCUUCGACCUCUACGUCCAAGCCGCUCAAUCGCGUAAACUCCCCCACGCGCAACACCUUACAUCCGCGACCCUCGGCGCGGCAUUCAAAUCGGCAUUCAAAGCGCAGACAAAAGCAUACCCGAAUUACGGUCGCGAUCUGGCCAUUCGUGGCGAAUACGGUGGUGCAAGACAGUGGUGGGAGGAGAUUGUGAGAGGGACGUUUACAAAGGCAUUGAGUGAUGCAAGGACUGGUGUCCACGACGCGAAGACGGAAACAAAUCCAAACGCGAGCGAGAUCCAGAUACCGGAGGACUUUGUUGAAAGGCUCCAGAAACUGUUUGCCAGUCGAGAGGGAUACGCGUUUUAUCCCGGAGCGGAGAGGUUGUUUGAGUAUCUCCGGCGCGUAAAAAGACAAGGGACCGGACCGGGACCGUUCGAUCGAGUCAUCGUGGGCGUGGUUUCGAAUUCGGAUGAUCGCGUUCCUGCCGUUUUGAAGUCCUUGGGCCUACGGGUGGGGAAGGUCAGGGCUGAUGAGGACGUGGAGAGUAUGCGGCUGCCGGGGUUUGAGGAGCGAGGUGGAGGAAUAGCAAGAGAUCUUGAAGAGGUAGAAGAAGUUGAGGGAUCAUCAGUCCACGAGGAUGUUGACUUCGUGGUGACGAGCUACGAGGCGGGUGUAGAGAAACCUCAUCGAAAGAUCUACGAUAUCGCCAGACGACAAGCCGAGAGGAUUGUCGGACAGGGAAAGGCACUAGAGUGGACCAGGGUGCAUGUGGGUGAUGAUCUAGCGAAGGAUUAUCGGGGGUGCCUGGAUGCCGGCUGGCGGGGAUAUCUUGGAUUGGACGGGCGUAGUCUGAAUGAAUUAGAGGGAGUACCGGGUACCGAUGUGUUUGGGAGUUUGGACGAGCUGGAGGUGACAGCACCUCAUCGUUCUUCAUCUGCCAGUCCGCCUGCCUCUUGCACUCUCGGCAUCGUCAGUCGCCCUCUCAGCUUGCCUGGAAUGUCCCGUCCCUAUCGCUCUAAACGCCAUCGUCCCUGCGACCAAUGCCGCGAGCGAAAGCUUGGCUGUCAAACUGACGGUGGGCUGCCCUGCAUUCGCUGCCGCUCCGCCGAUAUCGCCUGUACUUUUGAGCAUCCGCCGCCCAAACGGCCGCGACGAGAGUCCUCGCAGUCCUCGUGGGUCUGGGACGAUGUGACUCCUGAUCAUAUUCCCCAGCCUACGCAGCCGCUCGAGCAAUCGCAAACGCAGCCUACGCAGCAGCAACCACCCCCCAUCGGCCAAACCUUCAGCUUGGAUGACCUCCCGGUGGACGGUGUCUCCCCGGCAGUCUCCGGCCAACUCGUCUUCGGCCGAUCACCGACACAGUUCGUGCAGUCGCUCGACCAACUUCAGGGAUUCUCAGCUCAGCUGUUCGGGGCCUCUGCAGAGUCUGAUCCCUGGCUCCUACGUCAUUGCUCCUUUGACGAUGCUGGCGUGAAAUGUUUCUACAAGGUGCAUUUCCGGAAUGCCGGCGGCGUGCCCACCGCUGACAAGAUCCCCGUGCAUUUCAUGAUCGCCGCCGACGAGUUGGCCGACGCGGCCAAACGCGAGACAUCCUGUCGACUGCCGGCCGAGGGCAUCACAAGUUCGGCUGCCGCUUCUUCACGCGACGAGCUCAACCGUCUUGUACCCCCAGAAUACGGCCCCCGACUGGUUGCCUUAUUCGUCAAGUAUGUGUUCCCGGCGUUGCCGCUGCUGUCGCGCUCGCACAUGGGCCUCACUCCGUCGUGCUGGACGCCCCAGCCCUGGGUCCUCGAACGCACGCCCGUGCAUCUCCUGGCGGCCAUUUACGCCUCGGCCCUGCCCUUUGCCGUCCAUGACGACUAUCUCUGUGUGCUGCAGACCUACAGCGCGCCGCCGGCGCAUCGCCUCUGGCGGCUGGUCUACGAGCUCAUCGCUGAGGAGAUCCACACUCCGCAUCUAGCCGUUCUACAGGCCGCCAUCCUCUACCUGCAUCGGCCCCUGGACGAUGCCCAAGCCAGCCGGGCCGACACGCCCUUUGUUUGGUCCUGGGUCGGCAGUCUCGUCGGUCUGGCCGAAUCGCUCGGCCUGCACAUCGAAUGCCGCAUGUGGGGGAUUCCUGCCUGGGAGAAACGUCUUCGGCGACGACUCUGGUGGGCCGUCUACGCCGAGGACAAAUGGCGCAGCUUGCUGCUCGGUCGUCCCCCGUAUAUCCACGCCGGCGAAUGGGACGUCGCCGAGCUCGACGACACAGAUUUCCUGUAUCAUGCGCGAGGCGCGGCGUCGGCGGCGUCGGCGGGCGUGUCGGGGACGUUGGACCCGGUUCCAUUUCGUUAUCUCGUGGAUUUGUCGGCCAUCGCGGAGCAGAUCUAUAGCUCGUUCUACACUCUGCGCAAAUCACAAUAUCUCUCGGAACGAUUCCACGCAUCUCAUGAUAUCGGCCGUCCGCUUCUCGAACGGCUCAAUGCCUGGUAUUCCUCACUCCCCGAGACCUUCCGUCUGCCGAACUGGAGCAAAUCCGUCAGCGGGUUAGCACCAUACCCAACCUCCAUCCACUUCGCCUACAUGAUCCUGGUGCUGUUCGUCUACCGCGCCUUGCUAAGACCGAUGGCGAGGUCCUCUAGUCCGCCACUAAUCUUCGAUCUGGAGGAGAUGCCGACGAAUCCUGAUCCAGUCCCCGGGGCGAACCCGGAACUUGAUGCGUCGGCGGACGUCAAUGGGAACGGGGUGGUUGGCAACGAGGAUGAGGAUCCGCCGCUGCUCGAUUGUUUUGAUAUGCCGGAGAUCGAAUCCUUCCCGGCGGUCGACCUGACAGAUCACGGCACCGGCGAGACGAUCUUGAACGCGGCGGAGAGGUGCGCGUCCAUCAUGGUGAGCUUUACGAGACGAUUGACGAGCAGUGAUUUUGUGGGUUUUUGGUACUCGUGGUCCCGCAUUUCCUUCGCCACCGUUUCCAACUUCCUUCUCCUUCUCCUCAUCCAAGCACCCAACGCCGACCGCGCCCUGAAAGGCAAACAGCUCGUCGAGUCCUGGCUGCGCGUGCUACGCUGUCAAAGCCAAAGCUUCCCGAUGAUGAAAUUGGGUCUCACGCGACUCGAUGCCGUGCAUUGGGUGGGUCUGGAACAGACCUUCGUCCUACCGGGCCAUGUGGCCGAGGUGGUGAAGAGCAGCAGUGGGAAUACUGGAUCGGCGGCGGGAAGUUAA
Molecule: messenger RNA, 3273 nt
Organism: Aspergillus melleus
Lineage: Eukaryota; Fungi; Ascomycota; Eurotiomycetes; Eurotiales; Aspergillaceae
Exons: 4
Coding region: 1-3273 (1090 amino acids)
Biological process (GO): DNA-templated transcription; regulation of DNA-templated transcription
Molecular function (GO): DNA binding; zinc ion binding; DNA-binding transcription factor activity, RNA polymerase II-specific
Source: RefSeq, a predicted model, not a curated record